AUGGCGGCGAUGUGCGUCGAGUGCGAAGAUACAGUGGCCGCUGUCUGCUGCGAGGACUGCGAAGACGUGUACUGCCCGCUGUGCUUCAAGGCGCAGCAUCACGCCGGCUCGCGCUUGAACCACCGGACGACAGACGUACUCGGAAGCGCGAGCAGCAGCAGUAGCAUCGCAGUGAGUCCUAUAUCACAUCGUGAAGAACCUGCUGAGCCUCUUGUGGCGCAUAUACCGCUGCCAGCAGACACACGGGCUAUUGAACCACCAGCAGAAGCGGUAGUGGCGGUAUCUCCAACGGCCCUCAGUUUGACCCACGAAGAAGCGUCUGAAGCAGACGAUUCCGAGGACGAGUUGAUGGCGCGUGAGAUCGAAGCGGUUCCGUCGGCACUGAUGAAGGAAGCGGCGUACAUUCCGUUGCGACUUAGUGAAGACGAGCGGGCGCUGUUCAAUCUGCUGGAUGCAGCGCUGAACGUGAGCGAGUACACGGACGCAGUCGACGUGCUGUCGUCCUGCUCGCCACUCAAGCGCAUGCUCCGUGAACUCAAUGAGACAUUUGGUGUUCUAUCGGGGCUCUUGAUUGCCAACGAUUUUCGCCAAGGUCGUCGGCUUGUGCAGGAGAAGCAGUUCAAGGACAAUGAGGACUUUUUCGGUCGCGUGUUUGAGAUUGGCCGUCGAUACAAAGUGAUGAACCCCGAACGCAUGCGCAAUAACUACGGCAAGAUGAUCUACAUGCUGCAGGAUGCCAAUGUUCGUGAGAUUCGCAAGCAUCUCGGCUUCUCGUGCGUGGCACCGAUCAAGACGGUCGCAACGUUGCUGGAGGAACGCCAAGCUCUUGACAUGCUGCGGGAUACGCGGUGUGCAGUGGCGACGUCUGUCGCUGCUGCUACGACCGCUGACUUGCUUGCAAGUCCGCAAAACUUGCAGCGUUUUUUGCGUGAUAAGCAGCAGGCGAUCGACGAGCUGGUGCGUGAUUACUCGUCGGCGUCGUUAUCGGAAGAGGAGAUUUGUCUGUGUCUGGCAUCGAUUGCGGAUAGUCAGAGCUAUCUAGCAUCGAAUCGUGCACCAAUCACGCGAAUGAUUGGAUACUUGGAGCAAUAUUUUAGACCAGAGAAGCCUGAGUACGGUUUUAGUCUUGAGAUCAAAGCCGGUAGAAAUGGCGCGCGACUCAGUCACAGCCACGCGAGUCAGUACGAGUACGUGUUGCAAUCGCUACUGCUUUGGAAGAACAUCACCACCUCCAUGCUGCGUCUGUGGUGGGCAGUGGAGGACGAUCUAUUGGGUGGAAGCAUGUAUCGACUCCGUGACACUGGCCAGGGUCUCAACCGCAUGCAGCAUGCACCCGAGACGUCUCGCUUGGUACACUCGAUCUUGCACCAGACGCAAAAGAUGCGUCCUCGGUGGGUAGGCUCUUCGAUGGUGCAUCUCGGCGACCACAAUGUGCCGAAUGCGCUCAUGUUUAUUGACAAGUAUACGCAGAUAUCUCGCAUCCUGAGUCCGAUCGUGAACACUGUGCAUGAGAUUCCAGUGCUGGCAAUACAGCCUAAUACGCGCGCGUACAUUGAGGACAGCUUUGGCGGCGCAGAGACGCUCCAGAAGCGUAUUUUGUGUGACUUUUUCAAGCACGGGUUUGACGGCAGUGGUGCGGACAAUUUCUUCGAUGCCGGCUCAUGCAUCGAUGGCCGCUUGACUAGCGCUUGGAAUUGGUGCUCUCGGAUCGAGAAGAAGUCGUUCUUUUACGUGUUCCUCAUGGCAGGAUUUGUCGGGUUCGAUGGACACUUUGAGAAGUAA
This is a messenger RNA of Hyaloperonospora brassicae, 1782 nucleotides long. The record is from the annotation of a GenBank genome assembly. Lineage: Eukaryota; Oomycota; Peronosporomycetes; Peronosporales; Peronosporaceae.